Molecule: messenger RNA, 1631 nt
Organism: Symsagittifera roscoffensis
Lineage: Eukaryota; Metazoa; Xenacoelomorpha; Acoela; Convolutidae
Product: ovochymase-like
Exons: 10
Coding region: 99-1631 (510 amino acids)
Biological process (GO): proteolysis
Molecular function (GO): serine-type endopeptidase activity
Source: RefSeq, a predicted model, not a curated record
GCCUAUUCGGUUCGGAUUCCUUCUAGUUUACAUCGUCAUACUUCGCCAACAGUAAAUUGUUCCUUCCAAAUUGAAUUGAGGUGGAAAAGUAGCCAGAUAUGGGCGAUACCCUUUCUAUGUGCAAGUCAUAUCAGGGAAAAAGUAAUGUCUGUGGAGGUACCAUAAUCUCAUCGUGGGAAGUAAUAACCGCCGCUCAUUGCGUGUAUGACAAUGGAUGGUUGGGUGCAGAAAAGAUUUCAGUUCGUACUGGCGACUUCACCAGAAGCGACAAUGACGAAAGAGGAUCCAGUAUAAAAUACAGCGUGAGACAGUACCGCUACUUCCCAGAAUACUCCGGUGACGUAAUUUACGGCUAUGACUUCAUAAUUCUGGAAGUGAAUGAGAAAAUUGAGUUAGAUAAAUAUCGACGAGCUUUCACUAGUAUUUGCACCUCUUCAAAUACCUCGAGGCCUGUUCGAGCGAUUGGAAUUGGUCUCACCAACUCAGUGACUCAUGCUCGACCUAAUGAUCUGAUGGAAGCUGACUUGGUAGAAAGACCUGAAGCGGAGUGUUCCGCUAUGUUCGGCAACAAAGCACCCAAAGGAAGCGAGGUCUGCGUCAAGGCUGUUGAAAUGAAGGCCACUUGCUCAGGAGACUCCGGGGGUCCCGUAUUUGUAACUGAAAAUGGAGAACCCAAAUGUUUUUAUGGACUUGUGAGCUUCGCAGCUGCAAGUAAAGAGUGUGGCGAACGGGACUCGCCGACAGUAUUUGCCAAAAUCUCCUUCUACUUUCCCAUGAUGGCUCAAACUGCACUGCGAAUGGCAUAUUCCGAGCGGCUGAAAGAUCCGACUGCCAACUGUGGAGGCACCCUGAUAGGAGUUGAUUCUAUAGUGAGUGCGGCACACUGUGCUUGGAACGAGGGCUGGCUGGACGCAUCCAAACUACAAGUGUACUCAGGUGAUGGCACACCCAACCACAACGACGAAAAAGUGUCUACACAAUUCCACACAGUUCAAUAUUACACCUACUUUAAAGAAUACGAUGGACAAGUGAUUAACGGCUAUGACGUCAUAAUCAUCAAACUUAGAGACCCUGUGUUGUUCGAUGAGUUCAGAAAACCUCUGUUGGUUUGCGAUGAGACUCCAAAUGGGAAGCAGAAGGCUAUGAAAGCUGUAGGGUUGGGUUACACGAACUCAACGGGACGGAUGACUCAGCUGUAUGAGGUGGCUCCUUCAGUUUGUGUGUCAAAGUACGAGAAGAAUACUGCACCCAAAGGCAGUUUCAUCUGCCACAAUGACAACUCCGGAAUCAGAGACACUUGUAAUGGUGACAGCGGAGGUCCUGUCUUUCUGAUGAAGUCUAAAAACUCAGACCAGUUCGACUGUCUCUAUGGCGCUGUCAGCUACGGGGCAUCCAAUGUCAACUGUGGCGACAAACACAUGCCCACUGUCGCUUCCCGACUCUCCUUCUACCACCCGAAGCUCCUAAUGCGAAGUGAUAUAAUUUACAAUUCCGUAAUCUACGAUCAAAGAGGGGAGAGGGAGGAAAUACGGCAUAAUCAGAAUAAACAAGCGGAUGCUCCUCGGCUGCUGAAAUUGGAAAACACCUCAACCAUCUGGAUUUUGGUGGUUAUCGGAGCUUUUCUUUUGUGA